Molecule: messenger RNA, 2559 nt
Organism: Heterostelium album PN500
Lineage: Eukaryota; Evosea; Eumycetozoa; Acytosteliales; Acytosteliaceae
Exons: 3
Coding region: 1-2559 (852 amino acids)
Source: RefSeq, a predicted model, not a curated record
AUGUCAAGUUCAUCAUCAUCAUCCACACAUUCGCCUUCAACUUCACUUCCAACAACAACAACAACAACUUCUACAUCUUCAUCUUCAAAUACAAAUUCAAAUACAAAGAGUAAUAAUAACAAUAAUAAUAAUAAUAAUAAUAAUAAUAAUAGUUCACCAGAUAAUAAUACAGAUUUAUCAUUUAGAACAUGUUUAAAUCUAUUGUCCAGUAAUAUCGAUGAAGAAAGAUUCGUUGGUAUAAUAUUGGUGAAGAAUUUGAUUAAGCCGGACGAUGCAUACAAUCUUGGUCGUGUAUACGAUGCUCUGGGCAUUGAGUUUCUCUAUAGACUGUUGCAAACACCAACGUUACCCGGUCAAGAUUCUGUCUCCUAUCAUAAUGUUGCUGUCACCAUUCUCUCGACCUUUACAAUGUUAGACACAACAAGCAUACCAGACGAUCAAAUAGAAUCGACCAUCAUCUAUCGUAUCUCACAACAUCAACUACUACCUCAAAUCAUUGAAUUAACUCUUAAGAAUCUAACACAAUGUCAACAAGUUAAUUUAUCAUUAUAUCAAGAAUCAUCUAUGUUUUUAUAUUCAAUGUUGUCUUUUGAUAGUAGGUUAAAAGAUCUAUGUAGCAAUAGUGAUCGGAAAGAUAGUUUAGAACAAGUCAAUUAUUUAUUAAUGAAAGAGCAGAAUAUUAAAUAUUUGGGUGAAGUUCUGAUACGAUUGAACAAAGCUAGUCAGACAAUGUCUCAAUCCAAAAACAAUAUAUCACCAUCUACAACGACGACAACAACAACCAAUACACAACAAGUUAAAUCAUCACCAGAUUCUCAAAACAACAAUAAUAAUAAUAAUAAUAAUAAUAGUACAACUAAAACAAAUGAAAAAGUUAAAGAUAAAGAUGAAUCAUCUGAUAAAUUAAGUACUGAUGUGGAACCAUUUAAAAUGUUGCUGCACCUAAUUAAGCUACUGUGCUACUGUGUACAGGAUAGAAAUGAAUCGACAUCUUCUGCGAAACUAUUCAAAUGUUUCGAACCUCUGUUGGAACCACUCUCGAUUAUCUUUAAGCAGUUGCACAAUCCUCAUCGAUUCUCAAUGCUUCCCAUAUUCAUAUCGAUCUUCCAGUUUGAAGGAUUCCCUUCGCAUCCAAACAACCAGUCUUCAGCACUGUUGAAAUCGACAGAGAAUAUCAGAGAUGGCAUAGCUUCGAUCUUUCAAACAAAGAGUCAGAAGGAAUCGCACAGAGACAAAACGAUCAUACUAUUCUCUAUUUUGUUGGAACUACUCGGUAGCAAUUGGGUCAUGAAGACAACUGGUGGCAUGUCCGGCGACAAGCUGUUCUUACUUGCAAACCAGUAUGUAAGAACAGAGAUUCAGAUGAUUCUACAUACUCAACCAGUGACAGAGACUAUCUCCAGUGAAAAGACGAAUCUUCUCAUGGCAUGCUACUCGAUACUCGACAACGUAAUCGUAUUCCUUGUGAAUCAAUUCGAAUCCGACAACAAACCGAUACUGAACGCUGACUGUCUUCUACAACUGCGAAGAAUACUGAUCGAUACCAACACACUGAUGAUCGAAUAUCUCAAGGAUCUCGCCGAGGAGGCACCCGAGAAGGAACCGACCAACGUUGCCAUUCUCACUCUGAAGCAAGUCGGCCAAUUUCUCGCAGAGGAAGCAGAAGCCAUGUCAGAGAUUCUCUCUCACUCGCUGAAAUUGAUAUUCGACUACUUUUUGGCAUACAAGAACGACUAUGGUUUCUACUUGGCAUACUUACUUCCGGGCAUUGAGAAUUACAUUGAUGUCAGCUCAUUCACAAUGACCGAGAAAUCCAGUAACUUUUUCAAUGUCCAAGAAGGUCACUUGCUCCUCGUUCAAUUUCUGAACAACUAUCUUCCGGUGCUCGUUACGAUGGCAAUCGAACAGGAUCAGAAUAUCCUCAACUCGUACCCAGCCAUUGCUGCACUAAAGUCCUAUGGCUGCACUCCAGAGUUGGUAGGAAAUGCUUUUCUCCCACAUGCUUGUUCGAUCCUCUAUUUCUAUAUGAGUUACUGGAGCAACCCAAUUUCCACGGCUAACAAGGGAUCUUUCUUUACUUUGUUUUGUCAUAUCUCCGAUGCAAUCGAAAUGAUCUCUACCAAUAUCAAUCAGGCACUUGGUGAUGCUCAUAAAGACCGUCAGAUCUUCCUGAUUAAUCUCAUCCUUGUAUCUCUAUCGAUAUUAAGAUAUCUGGAUGAAGAAGAUUUUACAUCCACCCACAACUACGAAACUCUAAUCAAAGCCAUCGAUGAAUACAUCAACUUUUACCAAGGUUUAGAACUACCGCCAGCAGAUCAAACCGCUCUUUUACUCUGGGAUGAAAUUAAAACUCAUUGGUUAAAUUCACUUGAUUUAUUGUUACAAUGUUUAGAUAGAUUCCCAACUUUAAGAGAUAAACUUUCAACUAGCAGAUGGCCACCACCCGAUUUUAAUAUACAAACAAACUCAACAAAGAUGGAUAAUCAGACAGUGAUUGAGGUUAAUAGAUCAAUCAGUCAAAUUAUUCGUAAAUUAAUUAGUUUAAGACAAAAAGAAUAA